AUGGGAAAUGCUUUGGAAAUUGAAAGAUAUAACACUGCAGCCACUGAAGCUUUAGUCUUCAUGCUUAUCCUUGGUUAUAAAAUUGGUGAUAACUAUGAAGAAAUACAGUGCCUGUUUGAUCAUCCAAUUGACAAUAGCAGAGUAUAUUAUAUCCCAGAUGCAUUUCAAAUGCUAAAACUGGCUAGAAAUACUUUAGGGAAUAAUCAUGUCUUGGAGUCAAACAAUGGUUUCAUUAAAUGGGGAYAUAUAACAAAUAUUUAUGAUGAACAAAAUAAAUUAACUCUAAAAUUUGCCAACAAAAUAAGUAUGGCUCAUGUCCAUUGGACAAAUAAUAAAAUUAUGGUGAAAUAUGCUGCUCAAACAUUAAGUUCAUCAACUGCUGAUACUAUGGAAUAUUUGAGUAGUAUUAAGUAUCCUAAAUUUAAUAAUGUAGYUACAACAGCAGAAUUUUGUAGAGCCAUUGAUAGMAUUUUUGACUUUUUAAAUUCAAAAACUAAAAUAACCUUUAUAAUUGGUUUUGCAAUUGCAGUUAAAUCAAUGUUAAGUAUUGCUAGAGAGUUAUUUGUUGUAUCUACUUAUUUUAGUUAUGUUUUAAGUUAUACAUUUUCUCAGGACCAUUUAGAGUUACUGUUUGGUCGUAUUUGCCAAAGAUUUGGUGCUAACAACAAYCCCAAUUUAACUCAAUUCGAAACUGCCAUGAAACAAAUUCUAUUGAAAAAUGCCAUAAAAUGCAGAUUUAAUGGAAAUUAA
Messenger RNA from Diuraphis noxia (Russian wheat aphid), 750 nucleotides. RefSeq lists its product as uncharacterized. The record is from RefSeq and is a predicted model, not a curated record. NCBI's taxonomy places the organism in Eukaryota, Metazoa, Arthropoda, Insecta, Hemiptera, Aphididae.